This is a messenger RNA of Oncorhynchus mykiss (rainbow trout), 594 nucleotides long. NCBI's taxonomy places the organism in Eukaryota, Metazoa, Chordata, Actinopteri, Salmoniformes, Salmonidae. The record is from RefSeq and is a predicted model, not a curated record.
UCUCUGUUGCUGCUGAAUGAUGAUGGUUAGCUAUCUGAACGUCAGUGUUCUGCGGCUGUGAAGUUAUUGCUUUUGUUUGAGACCAAGCCAGCUACCAAUCUCAUACAAUAUUAUAUCAAAUGAUUCAGGCUGGCAAAUUAAAAUUCCCAGUUGUUUUGAAAGCACCGUAAGUCUAGAGAAUGCCAACUUUGACCAAGUCUGAUGACAGAAUUUGCCCACGGCGGACCGCCAUGCCACCUUCCUGUUCAAGUGAGCACAUCACAACAAGCGCCGGACCCUGGGGAACCCUGCAACAAUGACACCCGCUGGACCCAGAAGUGUCAGUCGUCCCGGCCGCUGCACCGGACUAGCCUGUCUCUGGCCUUGGGCUUCUGGCACGCCACGGGCCGCCACUCCAGCCGAAGGCUAAUGAGAGCCAUCCCCCGACACGUGGCCCAGAUACUGCAGGCUGAUGUCCUCUGGCAAUUGGGACACACCGGGCUGGGACAUGGUACUUUUGUGGCAGGGGUCAUUACCAGCAUGCGAGAGUGCCAGGGCUUUGCCCCUGACUCUGAGCUUCAGAGUGUUCACCCAACAAUCAGGUUUGGGAGCUGA